Choloepus didactylus (southern two-toed sloth) is the source of this 3362-nucleotide messenger RNA. RefSeq names its product membrane associated ring-CH-type finger 7 (gene MARCHF7). The record is from RefSeq and is a predicted model, not a curated record. Gene Ontology annotation, cellular component: nucleus. Gene Ontology annotation, biological process: protein autoubiquitination. Lineage: Eukaryota; Metazoa; Chordata; Mammalia; Pilosa; Megalonychidae. Gene Ontology annotation, molecular function: zinc ion binding; ubiquitin conjugating enzyme binding; ubiquitin binding.
AUGGAGUCUAAACCUUCAAGGAUUCCAAGAAGAAUUUCCGUUCAACCUUCUAACUCUUUAAGUGCUAGGAUGAUGUCUGGAAGUGGAGGAAGUAGUUUAAAUGAUUGCCUAUCACCAAGAGACUCUUCUUUUAGAAUGGAUUCUGACUAUCAGUCUACAUCAGCAUCUGCAUCACCAUUUCAAUCUACAUGGUAUGGUGAAUCUGAGAUAACUCAGGGAGCACGCUCAAGAUCACAGAACCAGCAACGGGAUCAUGAUUCAAAAAGACCUAAACUUUCCUGUACAAAUCGUAUAUCUACCUCAGCUGGGAGAAAUGUUGGAAAUGGUUUAAAUGCAUUAUCAGAUUCUUCUUGGAGACAUAGUCAAGUUCCCAGAUCUUCGUCAGUAGUACUUGGAUCGUUUGAACCUGCAUUAAUGAGAGAGAGGAGAGAUUUGGAGAGGAGAGCAGAUUCCUCCAUUAGUAAUCUUAUGGAUUAUAGUCACCGAAGUGGUGAUUACAGAACUUCAUCAUAUGUUCAAGAUAGAGUUCCUUCUUCAUAUUCACAGGGAGCAAGACCAAAAGAGAACUCAUUGAGCACUUUACAGUUGAAUACAUCAUCCACUAACCACCAGUUGCCUUCUGAACAUCAGUCUAUAUCAUGUUCUAGGGACUCAAGCAGAAAUUCUUUUAGAUCAAACUUUUGUCCAAGAGAAUUGGAAUCUCCCCAAAGCAGUAUACAGCCUGGAUUUUCCUAUAUUUCAAAUAGAGAUGAAACCCCAACCAUUAGCAGUUCAGAAAGGGUUGGUUCAUCUCAAAGAUCAUUUCAAGAAUCUUCUGACAAUGAAGGGAGGCGUACAACCAGGAGAUUGCUGUCACGUAUAGCUUCUAGUAUGUCAUCUACUUUUUUUUCACGAAGGUCUAGUCAGGAUUCCUUGAAUACAAGAUCACUGAGUUCUGAAAAUUCUUAUAUUUCUCCAAGAGUCUUAACAGCCUCACAGUCUCGUAGUAAUGCAGCAUCAACUUCUGAAGUGCCAGAUAAUAGGACAUCUGAAACUUCUCAAGGAUUUCGAUUUCUUAGGAGAAGAUGGGGUUUGUCAUCUCUUGGCCAAAAUCAUAGCUCUGAGUCAGAUGCAGAAAAUUUUAACCGAGAAUCUGACGGUAGAAAUACAGGACCAUGGUUAUCUUCCUCACUUAGAAAUAGAUGCACACCUUUGUUUUCUAGAAGGCGGCGAGAGGGAAGAGAUGAAUCUUCAAGGAUACCUACCUCUGAUAUACCAUCUAGAGCGCAUCAUUUAUUUAGAAGAGAAUCUAAUGAAAUGGUUCACCUUGAAGCACAGAAUGAUUCCCUUGGGGCUGCCACCAGUAGACCACAAGUGUCUGCAGCAUCAAGCAGUGCCACUACACGUGGUUCUACACCAGAUUCGGCUCACAGUGGAAGAAAUACAGGAAUAACUGGGAUUCUUCCUGGUUCUUUAUUCCGAUUUGCAGUUCCCCCACCACUUGGAAGUAAUUUGACAGAUAAUGUCAUGAUCACUGUAGAUAUUAUUCCUUCUGGUUGGAAUUCAUCUGAUGGAAAAAGUGAGAAAACUAAAAGCACACCUUCAAGAGAUCCAGAAAGACUUCAGAAAAUCAAAGAGAGCCUCCUUCUAGAGGACUCUGAAGAAGAAGAAGGUGACUUAUGUAGAAUUUGUCAAAUGGCAGCUGCAUCAUCAUCUAACUUGCUAAUAGAACCUUGCAAGUGCACAGGAAGUUUGCAGUAUGUCCAUCAAGAAUGUAUGAAAAAAUGGUUACAGGCCAAAAUUAACUCGGGUUCUUCAUUAGAGGCUGUAACCACCUGUGAACUCUGUAAAGAAAAGUUGCAGCUUAACCUGGAGGAUUUUGAUAUUCAUGAACUACAUAGAGCUCAUGCAAAUGAACAAGCUGAAUAUGAGUUUAUCAGCUCUGGUCUCUACUUAGUUGUGUUACUGCACUUGUGUGAACAAAGCUUUUCUGAUAUGAUGGGGAAUACAAGUGAACCAAGCACACGUGUCCGAUUUAUUAACCUUGCAAGAACUCUUCAGGCACAUAUGGAAGAUCUCGAAACUUCAGAGGAUGAUUCCGAAGAAGAGGAAGACCAUAAUGGAACAUUUGAUAUUGCCUAACUUCAUAUAAGACAAAUGGAUUUUCUGUGAACAAGUGUUUAUUAAAAUUGGCAAAUAAGUAUCAGUUAUGUGGGGGAAUGUCUACUGAAUACAUUGACGAUUCAUAUAUAUAAUGAAUAUAUAUAUACAAAUGUAUAUAUGUAUAUAUAUAUUCAUUCUCAAGUGUUAUUGAAUAAAAUUCUUCUGGACCUAUUAACAUGGUCAGUGAAUCUGAUGUUUAUAAACUAGUAAUGAAAAGUAUUUUUCUUUUGGUUGAUUGGCAGGUGUUACCCUUGUUUUAAAUAAGCAAUGUCCAUCGCCAACCCUUUGUGCUCUGAUUACUGUAGUCAUAUUUACAAAAACCACAAAAAAAGUUUGCAUUUUACUCUGCUAAUGAAAAAAAGUGGGACAAAAUGUGCUUUCACAAUAAAAUGCCAGAUGGCGUCUGAUUAUUUUUCCUUUUAAAAUGCCUUAAGUUGCAGUCUCAUUUUGAUAAUCAUUUGUUUCCAGUGUUUAAAAAAGAUGAGUGGGGAGAAGGUUCUGAAGAGUAUUUAAGUUUCCAAAUUUAAUUUGAAUUCUGAAUUCACUUAGCAAAAUCUAAUUUUUAAAAAAGUAUAUAAAUACAAAAUGAAUGGAUGAUUUUUUUAAUUGAUUUGCAAAAUGCAGAUUAUAUUUGAUAGGACAUAGGAUGUAGAUAUUUCUUUUAGGAAUAUUACAGGUGUAAAUUCUUUCAGAAUUGCCAAAAUGUCAUUUGUUAAAAAAAUUAUUGAAAUCUCAAAGGAAUGUAUUUUCAAACCCCACAUUCAAAGUUUAAAACACUGGUUUUCAAUGUGUUUUUUAGUGUUGUCACUUUGUAGAUAAAAAAAUAUAUAAAUAACUUGUUUCAAUCCUGUUGUUUUUACCUGUUUCUUGAUAAUUCUGAGCAUUUAUUUGAUAACUUAAUACUAAUAUUUUUCACUACCUUUGGAGAACAAAUGAACAUUAACCUACUCACUACGAAUAGGUUUCCAGUGUGGUCAUGAUUUCUGUAUUAUUUCCAUGACACUAUAUUUUUCCUCUGUCAACACUCUUAAGAGACACUUAAAAACACCAUCAGGUGGUUUCAGGUUUAAGUCUAUGUCUAUGUCAUGACAAACUACUUUUUCAGAACCUAAAACAAAACCAUGUAUUAACACAAAUAUGAAUGAAAAGGUUGCCAACUCCUAGUCUGUCAGCCUUAUGUAAAACCUUGGCUCAAAAUAAAGUGCAUACUGAUUGAUUUA